Strongylocentrotus purpuratus (purple sea urchin) is the source of this 2353-nucleotide messenger RNA. RefSeq names its product peroxisomal sarcosine oxidase. Gene Ontology annotation, molecular function: flavin adenine dinucleotide binding; L-pipecolate oxidase activity; sarcosine oxidase activity. The transcript is spliced from 8 exons. The coding region runs from base 33 to 1331 and encodes 432 amino acids. Gene Ontology annotation, cellular component: peroxisome. NCBI's taxonomy places the organism in Eukaryota, Metazoa, Echinodermata, Echinoidea, Camarodonta, Strongylocentrotidae. The record is from RefSeq and is a predicted model, not a curated record.
GACUCAGCCCGUGAACCACGCCCCCUCUAAGAAUGAUGGCAUCUUCAUCGGAGCAGUUUCCCGCCAUUCGAGUUCACGGUGUAAAUGCCGUAUACGAUGUAGUGAUUGUGGGGGCUGGUAUUCAAGGUUCUGCUACAGCAUAUCACUGUGUGAAGCAGGGGUUAAAAACUGUGCUCCUAGAACAAUUCAGUCUACCUCAUUCCCGGGGCAGUUCUCAUGGCCAGUCAAGAAUCAUCCGCUACUCUUACAAACAAUCACACUACUCUGAGAUGAUGAGUGAAGCGUUCCCAAUGUGGAAAGAGUUGGAAAAAGAAACAAGUACACCGCUUUACAAGCAGACUGGUCUUUUGACCAUCUCACUUCCACCAAAUAAAGGACUCUACGAGAGUUCCCUGGAUCUGAUGAGAAAGUUUCAAAGACCACACAGGAUUCUGGACCACGAGACCAGGAAGAGAGAAUACCCACAGUUAGAUAUUCCCAAAGACGCCCUGGCCUUUCUGGAUUAUGGUGGAGGUACCCUGAGAGCAGACAAGGCUCUUCGUGCAUACCAGUCUCGACCAACAGAAUUUCAAUUCAAUCUCUUGGAAAAGUGGAUUUCAAUGCAACUGUAUUCAAUAUGUUUACAGGAUACAUAUAAGAAUUGUGGAGGCAUUAUAAAGGAGGAAGAGCCGGUUCUAGAGAUCACACCUGGUACCUUGGUGACAGUGAGGACCAGCAAGGGCACCUACAGGACCCGUCAUCUGAUCCUCACUCCGGGAGCAUGGGCCCAAAAGGUCCUCAGACCCCUGGGUUUAGAUCCACCAUUGACGGUGACCCGUAUUAAUGUACCUUAUUGGCAGGAGAAAGAAGUAGGAGCUAUGAGCAAAUUUCCUAAUGUCAUCUUUGAAACGGAAAAUAAAAGCUUUGUAUACGGACUGCAGGAAUUAGAAUACCCCGGCUUAACAAAGAUUCCAUUUAAUGGUGGCGCUGAUACGGUUGACCCAGACUACAGAGAUACCGUACACAACGAAGCCGUUGGACACAAAAGUGAGAUUGAAUUCAUGAAGAAGUUCAUCGCUAGAUACUUUCCCCUGUUGCUGAGUGAGCCAAGUAUCAUGGAAACCUGCAUGUACACGACGACUCCAGAUAUGGAGUUGAUUAUGGACAGACAUCCGGUCUAUCCUAACAUCAUUGUGUGCUGCGGAUGCUCAGGACAUGGAUUUAAGCUGGCACCCUCGAUUGGCAAGAUCCUGUGCAGAAUGGCGAUGGGUAAAGAGCCUCAUAUCGACAUCACAGCACUGAGUUUCAAGAGAUUCAGCAACUCCUGUCUCAUCAACAAACCAAAGUUAUAGCUCCCUCUCCUUGUGCAGACCACAAGCAAUAUGGCUCAUCAACAAAUCAAAGUUAUAGCUCCCUCUCAUUGUGCAGACCACAAGCAAUAUGGCUCAUCAACAAAUCAAAGUUAUAGCUCCCUCUCAUUGUGCAGACCACAAUCAAUAUGACUCAUCAACAAAUCAAAGUUAUAGCUCCCUCUCCUUGUGCAGACUACAAGCAAUAUGGCUCAUCAACAAAUCAAAGUUAUAGCUCCCUCUCAUUGUGCAGACCACAACUAAUAUGGCUCAUCAACAAAUCAAAGUUAUAGCUCCCUCUCAUUGUGCAGACCACAAGCAAUAUGGAUAUCAUCAAAUCAAAGUUAUAGCUCCCUCUCAUUGUGAGACCACAAUCAAUAUGGCUCAUCAACAAAUCAAAGUUAUAGCUCCCUCUCAUUUGUGCAGACCACAAGCAAUAUGGCUCACCAACAAAUCAAAGUUAUAGCUCCCUCUCAUUGCGCCGACCACAAGCAAUAUGGCUCAUCAACAAAUCAAAGUUAUAGCUCCCUCUCAUUGUGCAGACCACAAGCAAUAUAGCUCACCAACAAAUCAAAGUUAUAGCUCCCUCUCAUUGUGCAGACCACAAUCAAUAUGGCUCAUCAACAAAUCAAAGUUAUAGCUCCCUCUCAUUUGUGCAGACCACAAGCAAUAUGGCUCACCAACAAAUCAAAGUUAUAGCUCCCUCUCAUUGCGCCGACCACAAGCAAUAUGGCUCAUCAACAAAUCAAAGUUAUAGCUCCCUCUCAUUGUGCAGACCACAAGCAAUAUAGCUCACCAACAAAUCAAAGUUAUAGCUCCCUCUCAUUGUGCAGACCACAAUCAAUAUGGCUCAUCAACAAAUCAAAGUUAUAGCUCCCUGUCAUUUGUGCAGACCACAAUCAAUAUGGCUCAUCAACAAAUCAAAGUUAUAGCUCCCUGUCAUUUGUGCAGACCACAAGCAAUAUGGCUCAUCAACAAAUCAAAGUUAUAGCUCCCUCUCAUUGUGCAGACCACAAGCAAUAUAC